AACGCCACCUACUGGGUCAGUACCAGCAACAAGUUCUGGCCCGGACGUGCUGUCCAGUUGAUUGCCCAGAUCCUGACCGGCACUGACCCAGUCGCGGUCACUGUGUCCAUCACGGAGCAGAGCUAUGAGGUCAACUCAACCGUGAAUACCUUAUUCACGUCUGCUGCCACUGAUGUCCCAUCAACCUUGAAAGUGCCUGAAAACAGCUGGUCUUUCAUGUACAAAAUUGUUGUCGUCGGCAAAGGUAACACGGUCAACUUCAAGCACGAGGACUACAUUAACCUGCAGACCAAGGCAUUCUCCAUCUUCGUGGUGACGAACAAGGGCAUUUACAAGCCGGGUCAAAUAGUAAAGCUUCGUGCGCUUGCCAUGGCACCGGAAAAUCUGAAAAUUCUGCAGGGUCCAAUGGACAUAACUAUUACGGAUGCCAAAGGAAACAGAAUCAAACAGUACAAGGGAGUGACAGGAAUAUCCGGUGUUGUGGAUCUCAACUUCACCUUGGCACCUAGCACCCCUAUUGGUGACUGGAAGAUUUCUGUGACCUUUCGGGGUCAGACGGAGGAAAAAACAAUUACAGUGGAUGACUACGUGCUGCCCAAGUACGAGGUGAAGGUCACGCCACCGGCGAUUCCCCUUUCAAGUGAUACAACAUUCCCUAUCACUGUCAAAGCCACGUACACAUUCGGGCAACCGGUGACCAAUGGUAGCGUCGUUGUUCGCAUCACGUCGUUGUACCAAUGGUACUCUUCCACACAAAAAGCACCGGUGGACUGGAAAACCACGGGCAAGCUCAACAGCAACGGAGAGUUCACGUGCACAGUGACGUCCAAGGAGCUGGCUGACAUUCUGUUGAGAUCACGUAACUACUUCUACAGUCUAAACCUCGAACAGUUCCGGGUGGAAGCCAACGUGACGGAAGGCAACAGCCAGCGACUACAGGUCGGGUCUGCGUCCAUGCAGAUCUAUUCAUCUCCUUACACGCUUCAGGUGGUACCCAUCACAUCUGCAUCCUACAAACCGAACAGGCCCUUUGUAGCAUAUGUAAGUCACAUGUUGCUUUUAUGUCCUUUACGAGUCACAUGA
Candidula unifasciata is the source of this 1083-nucleotide messenger RNA. NCBI's taxonomy places the organism in Eukaryota, Metazoa, Mollusca, Gastropoda, Stylommatophora, Geomitridae. The record is from the annotation of a GenBank genome assembly.